AUGGCAUCCUUCCAGCGCCUAACUAUCGGACGCAAUUCGGUGUACAAGGCCAAUGGUACUAAAUCAUAUCUUCAUGCUAUGAGGAAGUACGGCUUCAACCCCACCAAACCAGGCCCCUAUUUCCAAGCCAAGGUACUUCGCCCGCAGAGAAAGUUUGGCCGAGUUGGCGGCCGCAUGCGUGCGCACUACCUUCUGCAGAAACGAGACCAGACUUCAGCAAUUGAGGGUGUUCAGAGCAAGGCUACGACUCAGAGCGAUGGCUCGAGCGAAGGUGAGGUUCCAGCUGAAGACAUUCAGAAUGAUUCGCUGUACCUUUGCGAGGUCAGCAUUGGCACGCCCGCACAGAAGCUUUACCUCGACUUCGACACCGGUUCCUCCGAUCUUUGGGUCUGGUCCACGGAGCUUCCCAAGAGUACUCUCAACAAAGCCAACUCUGCCAACCAACAAGUCGCGUUUGAUCCCAGCAAGUCUAGCACGUUCAAAAAGCUCAAAGGGGAAACAUGGAAGAUCCAGUAUGGGGAUUCUUCCUCGGCGAGCGGCGACGUUGGCACUGAUGUAGUGAACUUGGGUGGUCUCAAGGUCGAAAACCAAGCUGUGGAGUUAGCCAAAGAGCUUUCACAACAGUUUGCAGAGGGUAACGGAAGUGGUCUUCUUGGUCUUGCAUUCAGCUCCAUCAACACUGUGUCCCCAGAUCCACAGAAGACACCUGUCGACAAUAUCAUCGCACAGCAGCCGGGCAAGGAGCAAUUGUUCACCGCGUAUCUGGGCAGCUGGCGUGAUACAGAUGAAGCUGAUAAGGGAGAGAGCUUCUAUACUUUCGGUUACAUCGACCAGGAUAUCGUGACCGCUGCUGGCGCCAGCGAGCCCAACUACGCUGACGUGGAUAACAGCCAAGGCUUCUGGCAAAUCCAGUCCACGUCAGCUACCAUCAACGGAGACACUAUUAGCCGUUCUAACAACACCUCCAUCAUGGACACCGGUACCACUCUCUGUCUGGUAGACGACUCUCUUGUAGAUGCCGUCUACAAAGCCAUUCCUGGGUCCAAAUACGAUCAGAACAGCCAAGGCUACGUUUUCCCCUCAAACACAUCAGUAGACAAUCUGCCAGAUGUCCAGCUUGCUAUUGGAGAUAAGAUGGUGCAAUUUCAGAAAGAAGACCUCGGCUUCGCAGAUGCGGGCAACGGGAUGGUGUACGGAAGCAUCCAGAGCAGAGGAUCCAUGGACAUGGACAUCUAUGGAGAUGCUGUCUUGAAGGCCAUGUACGCGAUUUUCGACAUGAAUAACGGAACUCCGAGGUUCGGAUUCGUGCAAAGAAAAGAAUCCACUCAGAACACUACUGCGCCAUCUUCGCAGUAG
Molecule: messenger RNA, 1356 nt
Organism: Ascochyta rabiei
Lineage: Eukaryota; Fungi; Ascomycota; Dothideomycetes; Pleosporales; Didymellaceae
Exons: 6
Coding region: 1-1356 (451 amino acids)
Biological process (GO): proteolysis
Molecular function (GO): aspartic-type endopeptidase activity
Source: RefSeq, a predicted model, not a curated record